AUGAGGAUUCACACUGGAAAGACUCUCCAUUCUUGUCCAGAAUGUGGCAAGCAAUUCUCACUACUGAGUCUUCUUCGUAGGCACUCACGAAUCCAUACUGGAGAAAAACCACAUUGUUGUCCAGAAUGUGGGAAAAGAUUCUUAAAUAUACACAAUCUUAGAUGUCAUAUCAGAAUUCAUACUGGAGAGAAACCUUUUGGCUGUUCUCAGUGUGGCAAACGAUUCUCUGCCAAUAGCAGUUUACAGACGCACAUACGAAUUCAUACAGGAGAGAAGCCAUAUUGCUGCACUCAGUGCGGAAAAAGAUUUUCCGACAGUAGCAGCUUUCGGAAUCACACAAGAACACAUACUGGAGAGAAGCUGUAUGUCUGUUCCGAAUGUGGAAAAAGCUAUACAAGGAAGAGAAGUCUUUAUAAACAUACCAAAAGUCACACUGGAGAGAAACCUCAUUGUUGUUUGGAAUGUGGCAAGCGAUUUGUACACCUCCGUAAUCUUUAUAACCAUAGAGGAAUUCAUACUGGAGAGAAACCUUAUUGUUGUUCUGAGUGUGGUAAGCAAUUCUCAUGCAGCAGUAACCUUUGUAACCAUAAAAGAAUUCAUAAUGGUGAGAAACGUCAUUUCUGUUCUGAAUGUGGCAAGCAUUUUUUGAACAACGCAAGUCUUAAUACCCACAUGAGAAUUCACACUGGAGAGAGACCCUAUGGUUGUUCAGAAUGUGGCAAACGAUUCUCACAAAGAAACAGUCUUCAGAACCACACAAGACUUCACCAUACUGGAGAAAACCUUUUUGUUGCUCUGAGUGUGGGAAAAGUUUCUGUGACAGCAGCAGUCAUCUGA
Polypterus senegalus (gray bichir) is the source of this 837-nucleotide messenger RNA. Its product is annotated as gastrula zinc finger protein XlCGF7.1-like. Lineage: Eukaryota; Metazoa; Chordata; Cladistia; Polypteriformes; Polypteridae. Gene Ontology annotation, biological process: regulation of transcription by RNA polymerase II. The transcript has a single exon. Gene Ontology annotation, molecular function: RNA polymerase II cis-regulatory region sequence-specific DNA binding; DNA-binding transcription factor activity, RNA polymerase II-specific. Bases 1 to 837 code for a protein of 278 amino acids. The record is from RefSeq and is a predicted model, not a curated record. Gene Ontology annotation, cellular component: PcG protein complex; transcription regulator complex.